UUUCCACAACGAUUAACACCAUAUUGUGAAUACACAAAAAAGAUGUUCCACAAACCGGUAAAAUCGUUGCACAAGUCCAUGCGAGACCGGUCCGUGAGUCCGAGCAUCAGUCUUCCGAGCUUGAAACCAGUAUCCAAGAAAAAAAUUGUGUUAGUGUAGGUGUCUUGAGGUGACAGCAUGACAAAUCUGUUCUGCAUGUUAGACAAAGCCUGUCGUGGGCAGCUAAUAAGUGAAAACACAAACGAAAUAAGACUUCAUGGUUGGAUAACACGACAAGUGCAACAGUGUUGCACACUUUGCAUGACAGACUUACACUUACACAGUUUUUUUCUUGCAUAACCAGACGAAAUGGAACAUUCUUUCGAAAAAGACGAAGAAGAUAAAAAUUCCUCCAACGAGGAUUCCGAGACCCACGAAGAUGAGAAGGAAGUACAGGAACAAGUCGAGGUCGCAGUUUGCAAUGCUGAGCAGAGACGAGGACCUGGACCACCACCUGCUGGCACGACCAAUACAGCGGCCCCAGGUGGUUGUGGACGAAUUUCUGUUGAUUCAGAACUAGCAGGAGAAGCUCCACCUCAAGGUGUUUCAAUUUCAUCAUCUGCAGGGGAAGAAGAAUCUCCAGCGUCGCCCGCUUGUUCAAGAAGCACAAUGUUAAAGACUUCUACAUCUUCCUCGUCGCGCGUCGUUACGGGGUGUUUGGAUCCACGACCAGAGGAAUUGGAAGUUGUAGAUGUUGCGGCUACUAGUGCAAAAACUUCACCUUCCUUAACCUUCGAACAGCUGCAACAGAAGCUCCUCAGCGUGAAUAAGGAGAUCCAGGCACUGCAGAAAGAGGAGCAGCUGGUUCUUCACGGAGGCGCGUCUUCAACAUCAUGUUCAUCGGUAAGGAAGAAAGAUACUGUCACUGCAGGAGCCCCCUCGAGGAAUAUCAAUAAAUCGUCGACAUCAAGGCUUUCCAGUUCUUCGUCACGCGGAACAAAGUCUUUACAGGAGUUGGAGAAGCAGAAGGAAGAGAUUUUAAAGCGGUACAAGGAACGGUACCGGAUAGUUGUGCACGGUCCGCCCAGUUUAUGAGAGUGCACAACUCUCCCUCCCCCUCAUUUGUGUUGCAUGAAUAGCAACGCAAGCGCUGGCAAAGAUGCAUUUUUUGCAUGACAAAUUCCUAGGGGAUUGCAGUGCUGUUUUGGAUUCCGGAAUCUGUCAUGCAAACAGUGCCAACAGGCAAAUGGUGGAUUUGGAAUUUUGCAUGACAAAUGAGGGUUCUGACCCUAGAUCUCCUGCGGCCGUAGCUGCUUGCGGCGACGGUGCAAAGGUUUUCGAUGUGGUGCAGUCGGGUAUGCAUGACAAAUGAGGGGGAGGGGGACGAGUUGUGCACUUUCAUACAGUUCCGUCUCCUCAUCAGCGGUGGACGAAGUUUGUUUUGAACAGCAGGCAGCUGUCAUGUUAGAAACUGGCAAGACAAACACAAAUGCAAAUCAAACCCAGGACAAGGUGGCACAACAGCAGCUUUUCGACUUGGUGAGUGGCACCGCAACGACAACCGCCGCUGACGCGCUCUCUACUUCGGCAGCCUCGUCCAGCAACUCAUCUGCGGAGAACAAUGGUAGCGCAUCAAGUGGUCGUCGUGCCACGAUAUCUUCCGGCACUUCUAGCAGUAAUUCGUGUGCGUACAGUACUAACGUGGACAUGGACCACGACCACUCAGCAGCUGCAGCAGCACCGCGUAGCGCUGCGCGCAAGAACCUGGAGCACGAUGUUAUCUCUUCCCCCAACCGCGUCCCGUCUUUCGGCACGAUUAUUGUUCCUCCUGAAGGGAUGACGACCGGGAAUCAAGAUCAUGAAACGAAGACUCCUGUAGUUCUUGACACCAGCGGAGGACCAAGUUCAUCAACUCCAAACAAGAAUUUGAAAAAGCCAUCGGCGUUUGUCGAUGCUGGUCGAGUGAAUAGCUUCGUUCAUCAGCACCUCCCCACGUUUCAAUUCUACCCCCCGGGUGCGGGUAGUGCUGGUUCGUCGAACAAGAACAGCGAAACAGAUAAUAUCCGGAGGAGGACCACUUCAGGGGCAAGCGAAGUAGUAGAGCCAGGAUCUUCACAAGCAGUUUUCACGCAAGCACAGCCUCGUCCAGGUGCUGGUGUUGUUAAUAGAGCAGUAGGAGGGGGCGUUGGCGUUCUUUCCUUGCCUUUUCACGAGGACGAACUUUCGUCCUCUUCCUCUGCGACAACUGCGGAGGUGAUUUUGAAUCCAGAGGUGGACGACUUCGAGGGUGUAGAGGGUCUUGACGGAGCUGCAUCUUCAAACGGGAUGAAAAUAGGGGCCACGACGAGUAAGAUUCUGAACCAGGCCGCUCCAGCCCCUGUCCAGAUUGCGAAGAUCAACAACCAACUUGUGAUGCGUGGCGGUGAAAGUCAUAGUCAAAGUCCGGUGAAGCUCAACCACGGAGGUAGACUUGCAUCCACCAGCUCGUCGAAAGAACGUAGUGGCAGCGCUCGGAGUUGUACCAGUUCUAACUCUUCCAGGAGAAGAGAUCCGCACGCCUUGCACACGACGCCCAACACGCUGACCCGCACUACGGGGAAGAAGCAAUUGCUGCUGAGGAAACAGCUGGAAGUUUGGAAACGGGAGCAGCAAGAACAGGUGGGGAAUCAUGGAGCCACUGUCUUUGUUCAGGACGAUGAAAUGAAUAAGGGGCUAGUCGGAGGCCAACAACAUUUCCCACCGCUUCCUACUUUCGACGCCCUCUCCGCUUCCACGCCACAGACCACGCCCCGACGCGCUUCUUCCACGAACACGACGACGGCGGCUGCUACCAGGAAAGUUUCGCAGCAAGAAUCCGUGUGCAAAAUGCUCGCCACCGCGGUGCACAUCCCGCAAACGAAAUCCUCUUUGUUGCGAAAGUACCAAACAAACGCCGAGGAGGCGAAUGGGACACGGGUGAAACAAGACUCGUCAAAGGCGCAAUGGACACCGCGGGCGUCGUCGAGCAGGGGUGGGGGUACAAUUGGCAGUAGUGGAGGUGCAGGUUCUACUUCCGUUUCUGCGACGAAGAUAAAAAGCAGUAGAGCCGUUGUGCUAACCCCUCCGCCGAAUAAUCCGGAAAAGGCGACAAGCACGAGUUCUUCUGCCUUUGGAAAUAUUUUUCAAGCAGCAGAGACGGGCUCCUCACGUUUCAAAUUUGACCUCGACAUUUUCAACAUGUGCGAUGGACAGAACAAUCCUGGUUUCAACAUCGGGUCAUCUGCAGCCAAGAACAUUAAGAAUGCGAGUUCUUCAAAAAUUUUGAGUACAACUACCCGAGGAGCAAGAGCACCAGAAGUUGUAGACGCACUAGACGAAAACCUCCACGAGGACCAGCCCAAGACCGGUAUUCUUCAAACAACAAACGAAAACUUUGGCGGCGGCCGCGUUCCUGCGCAGGUAGUGAAGGAGAGGAACGACGAAAAAACUUUCGAAUUAAUCGGGCAGCGCAAGCUGUCUCCCUUGCCGCCGACGUUUGGGGUGCCGAAUUGUAGAAGUUUCUCAUCUACUACAAGAACUCCAUCUCGUGGUGCGAAGUCGCCAAGGAACGCGCUGGCGGAACACGAUCAAUCGCGAACGGACGUUGCUCAGAAAAUGAAUACGCAGACGGGCGGUGGGUCUAGCUUUACGGGAGCUGCUGGUGCAGCAGCAGCAGAUUUUGUGCUCGAUUCGACCCAGAGCCGGGUUUUUUUGAGUAAAAGCGUCAAACUGUCCGCAAAAUCCGGGAUUUCCGACCGAACGCCACCGCCGGAUAAUGAUCUACUUCAUACUGAUGAAAAGAAAACGGCUCUAGUUUCAAGGAAGAACGACACGAAUCAAUUUCGGUUGCCCUUUCCACUUUCAUCUCUGUCGCCAGGACAAGGACAACAUGUUGAUGCGCGCACCAAUUGGAACAGAACAAGUCGCACAACUACUACUAGACGGGGAAUCAGCCCAGGGAACACUUCUUCUACCCAGCUGCAAGGAGGCCUCGAAUUUGGAAGAAACGGUGAAAUAAACUCUAAUAGCGCCGUAACAUCACCCAGCCGCCGGCGAAAAACUUGUUCUCCAGAGUUGUUGAUAAGAAGUAGAUUUGGAGGUAAAAAUGUGAAAAAUACGACUCCCCCGCGAGGUGGUGGACGAGAGCAGUUUCAACAUUCGCUCGCACAUCAACAUCCACCACCACCAGAGCCGAAUUACCAGUACCUCUCCGAGCUUUCCGACUCCCGCAAUCAGCAUUUCCAGAAGAAAUUCAUCCUGGACUUGCAAGAUCAGAUGCGGGAACUGAUCCACCAACGGAAAAAGGCGAUACUAUCACAGGAAAAAAGGGUUGCAGUUACACAUUUGCUAUGGAAUUUCAGCAUGAUAAAUUCGCUCGACAUGGCAAAGAAAACUUGUAAUGCGCAGACUAUAAGAGAACGCACGAACCGAGACAGGCAAGCAUUUCCUGCAUGACAGAGGUUGUCUGUCUUGCUUGUCUUCCAUCAGAGUGUGUAAGUAACUGUAGCACUUUUUUCUCACGAUAGAAACGGGAUAGCAAACAGUAUUUGGAAGAGAACAUUGAGAUGAAGAAAAAAUACAAAUUGAUGGAGAAAGACUUGGAAGAGAAAACAACGCUUCUCAACAAGACUGCGGACUGCUUGGAACAGACAAAAAGUGAAUUAGACUACUUGAAGGAGAUCGAGCUGCGGGAAUUGAAUUUGAAAUGCAAGCAGCUCAGCGACCAGAACGACACCGAAGCGAGGGAAUUCACACAGGUGUGUGACUCCAUGAAAAACGAGGUGAAUCAGUUAACUGAAAAGGUGAAAUUCCAUGCGGCAGAGAACGCGAAGUUAGGUUCCGAACGGGAUUUUCUGGCCAAGGAGAAGAAACAGUGGCUGAGGGAGAAGGAAAUUCUGGAGGAAAAACAAAUUCCGGAGCUGCGCAGGAAAUUUGAGGAAGAGCGGGACCUGUUUGUGAAAAAGGCUCUGGAGGAAAAGCAAGACGCGAUUUCUGCGUAUCAGGACCUGGAGCGGAAUUUGGACAGACACGGUCGCAGAGCAAACUCGCUACAACGGGAAAAUUGGGAAUUACAGGAGCAAGUGAAAAAAUUGAAAGCGGAGCACGAGACGGAGCUCAACGCGUUGAUGAGCAUUAUCAAAUGCAAAAAUGUCUGGGUCUGGAAGAGUGUGAACUUGUCAUGCAGGUUUUCCAUGACCCUUGAGGUUGAGGUCUGGCAUGCGGGACCUAGCAUGACAGAGUCUCUGAGGUUUCUUUCAUGCCUAUCCUGCAUGAGAUUCUCCCUCCCAACUUGGUCGAAAGUGGACAGCUUUUGGUACUCAUGCAACACAGAUUUUUGCAUGAGUCGGAUUUAGCAUGACAAGUUGCAAUCUUCCAGACCCAGUCAUUUUUGCAAUCCAUAAGCAUGUUCAAAAAGCGAAUUGCGGAGGAGGACGCGCGAAAUGCGGGAGCUUUCGACGAACAAAUGAAGGAGAAGAUGCGGGAACUGGAGGAGGCGGCGGAGGUACUUUGGAAGUUGCUUGUGAUUUUUUGGGAAAUUUUCAUAUAGUUUCAAACUCUUACAUACCAAGUGAACGGGUGCAGCAUGUCGCGUCUUCAACAGAGGGUGUACACAUAAAUUCAUCUUCAUCCACCGAAAAAUGUGAUUCAAUUAUCUUCUCCACCUGAUCAGGCCCGGCGUCUCGAGUCAGAAACCGUAUGGCAGCAAAAGCUCCAGGAGCAGGAGAAAAUGUGGGAACAGAAAUUUUCACAACUCGCGACGAGAAGUUCUCCCCGCGCCAGUACUUCGACGCGUUUCGUGUCGCCAACUGGGAACAGGAUAGAUGAAAGUAGUGCCAGUUCUCACCUACGAACACGAAGUAGGUCUUCCCCCUCCGGUGCAAGAGCUGUUCUACUUGCAGGAAGUAGAAGAAGUAGAAGCCCCGGCGGUAUUAAAAAUGGUGAUAACAUUUUGGAGUCAACAACAGAAUUCAACAUCAAGCGCGCGAAGAGUCGGAGCCGAAGCCCGAAGGGACCAGCAGUUGUCCCGGGAAGGUUCUUACCGUCCUCUGCCAGGAGCGGGCCCCCGCCGUCCCAAAAAUCUUGCGUGAUAUUUUCUCCGAGCUGUGGAGGUGCUCCUGCUAGUGGACUACUAGAACAAGAGCGGGAAUCUCCGCAAGUGAUUCACCUUCCCCACCAGUUGCACCACAACAAUCAGCCCACAAUCAAUCGUGUGGUGAACGCAACUACGGGAAGUUAUGGUGCUCCUGCCGGUGCAGCAGGAACACUAGCCGGAGAUGUUCAACAAGAUCUCCCGAAACAUCAAGAGCAACAUCAUUAUCCCGUUCUGUAUCGCGGGCCGCCGUCAAAUACAUUUUUGAACCUGAUUGCGGAACACAACGCGGCCAUGCGGGGAAGGGACCGGAGUCCUCGGGAGGUCGUCUUCGAGGGGACAGGGACUCCUGCGCGGAUGAACUCCUUCCUGUUGCAGCCCGGUACUUAGUUUGCACUGCGCGGAGGUGGGAGUAGUGAGGUCGUUUUUUUCGCCGGGACGAGGACUAUCGCCAGCAAGGGUCCGGGCAGUAGAGGUCCACAACGAUCUUGCUCAUGCACCGCAUGAGUUUCACUAUCACUUUGAAUUUGAAUUUUAUUGACAUAUGUACGAUAGUAAUACCUUCCUAUUUAUUUUUGGCAGAUAGAGAAAGCAGUAGCAGAUGGAGAGCCCUGCAGCUGUAGGGAAUCAACCGUUCUUGUUUCGCCGCGUUUGAUGGCUUCUUAUUUUUUUUUUAAUGCUAACAAAAACAAGCGAGGUUCAGGUUCUCCUUCUCGUUCUACAUACUACACAUAGCUUGUUGUGCUUGCGAUCAUUUACAUUUACUGCUUGAUGCCCACAAAUGCGAUAAAUAGUUGUAUACACUGCUUGCCUGUACUAGUUACCCCUUUGAAGGAGCAGGAGGCGAAGCGCCUAAUCCAACAUCUCGUCCGCAUCUUUCGAAUGUUCGUGCACGCACGAGCGUUGUUGCAGCGCUUCUGGCAACUACCUGUUUGCACCGUUGUCAUGGCCCCCCGUGGAGGCAGCUGCACAUGUUGACCCGACACUUUUGCUUUUGAAAAUAUGUAUACUUAGAUGCCAUGAAGUAGAU
Molecule: messenger RNA, 7118 nt
Organism: Amoebophrya sp. A120
Lineage: Eukaryota; Dinophyceae; Syndiniales; Amoebophryaceae
Source: the annotation of a GenBank genome assembly